This is a messenger RNA of Copidosoma floridanum, 2590 nucleotides long. Its product is annotated as piwi-like protein Siwi. Lineage: Eukaryota; Metazoa; Arthropoda; Insecta; Hymenoptera; Encyrtidae. Gene Ontology annotation, molecular function: RNA binding; protein binding. The record is from RefSeq and is a predicted model, not a curated record.
UUUGUGAAGACAAUCCCUUUUCUUAUAAGCUUCUUCUUCAUUGCUAUGAAAUGACAAGAUCAGAUGGCUGACAGGUUUUCUCGUCCUCGUCGUCAUUGACACCGCGCGUUGGACUUCCUCCCUCGUCUACUUGAGUACUUAGUCGUUGAAUUUGGGAAAUUCAGUCUCCAGCCCUUAUUCUUUCUUCUUGGUCUUAGGUGAAGCUUCGCUCAUCUUUAUCCAGCCAUCAAGCACCAUGAGUAGCAGACAGCAAACCCACAUACCUUUGAAUGAAAUUUGCACCAGGCCACAGGGGAGAACUACUAAAAAAGGUCAAUAUGGAGAACAUGUUACCUUACAAGCAAAUUAUUUCAAACUUACAAGUCAUCCAGAUUGGACUUUGAAUCAGUACCGUGUGGACAUAGCGCCCGAAGAAGAUCGCACCUCUGUCAAAAAAGCAUAUCUUAGACUUCAUAAGGAUGUUUUGGGAGCCUACAUUUUUGAUGGCACUAUGUUGUACACAUGCCAUGCUCUUACUCAGCCUCUUGAGCUGAAUUCCAUCCGAGAAUCGGACCAACGAGCAAUAAGCAUUAAAAUCAGGCUGGCUGCAACAGUGGUAAGGGGGGAUUACCAUUAUUUCCAAGUGUUCAACAUCAUAAUGAGAAAAUGCCUAGAACACUUGCAAUUGGCUCUGGUUGGGAGGAAUUUUUACGAUCCAGAGAGAGGCGUCACGAUUCAACAGCAUGGGCUCAAAGUUUGGCCGGGCUACAUAACAUCAAUCAGGCAACACGAAGCUGGUAUCAUGAUGUGCGUGGAAAUAUCCCACAAAGUUAUGCGGACUGACACUGUGUACGACACCUUGAUGAAGUGUUAUGAAAAAGACUCCAAAAAUUACAAGGAUUUGUUUAAAAAGUCCGUGCUUGGACUUGUUGUGAUUACUCACUACAAUAACCGAACUUACAAAGUCGACGACGUCGACUUCAGUACCAGUCCCUUGAGCACGUUUCAAAAACGCGAUAGUUCUGCCAUUAGCUAUGGCGAUUAUUACCGAGACAAGCACAAGGUGACAAUCAAGGAUUCGAAACAGCCGCUGCUUGUGUCGAAAGCCACUGCCCGCGAUCGCAGAGCAGGAGUUUCCGAACUGGUUUACUUGAUUCCCGAGUUAUGCUAUAGUACUGGUAUCACCGAUGCCAUGCGACAAGAUAUGAAUUUGAUGAAGGCGCUCACUGACAAGACUAGGAUAAAUCCUAGUGAUAGAAUCAAUAAACUGUUGGAUUUUCACACAAGGCUGAAUUCAAAAUCUGACAUUAAAGUGGACUUUGCUAACUGGGAUCUAGAAAUUGACGACAAGCUGAUCGAGAUUCCUGCCCGAGUUUUCCCACGGCAAAAAAUUGGAUUUGGCAAUAAUGUGACUGUAGAAACGAGGAACGCGGAAUGGGAUCUUCAUAAGGUUCCAAAGCAGUUGAUGAGCGUAGGACAGUUAACGGACUGGACUGUCAUUUAUCCAGCCUAUAAAAAACAAGAGAUGCAGGAAUUCAUCCAAGCAACUAUGAGCGUAGCUGGAAAAAUGGGAUUCAGCAUAAAAAGACCGAGUAUAAUAUCGGUCGUAGACGACAGGCCCGAUACAUAUUCCAAUAUCAUCUCGGAACUUACCAACCGGAGUGUACCGCAAACCGUCCUCUGUGUUGUACCGAAUAACCAACAGCAGCGUUACAUGGCUAUUAAAAAGAAAUUGUGCAUCGAAAGACCUAUCCCGAGUCAAGUGAUUCUUGCCAAGACGCUCACCCACAGAAAUGUGGGCUCCAUUGCUUGCAAGGUCGCUGUACAAUUGAAUUGCAAGUUGGGUGGGAGUCCAUGGAGCAUCGACCUAACGAGUGUCGUCAAAGGCUUGAUGGUAGUUGGGUUUGAUGUUUGCCACGAAAAGUCGUCCGAUGGUACAGAUUUUGGAGCCAUGGUUUCAUCCUUGGACCAAAAGUUUGGUCGGUAUUACUCAGCUGUGACGCAGCACAAGUCGGGAGAGGAGCUUUCUGACUGUAUAUUGAAACAUCUCGAUUGUUCAAUCAGAGAGUUCCAUAAGGCGAACACCAACAGGCUACCAAACUAUAUAAUUAUUUAUCGCGACGGCGUGGGCGAGGGCCAAAUUCCUUUCGUGUAUGAUUACGAAGUGAGACAGAUAAAGAGAAAACUUGAAGAGCUCUACGCCAAUGAAUCGAUCAAUCCUAAGAGGAUAAAACUCAAGUUUUCCUUCAUCAUCGUUACGAAGAGAAUCAAUACUAGGCUCUUUUUCAGAAGAAACAACCCGGUUCCUGGCACCGUCGUCGACGAUGUCAUCACAGAUCCCUUGAAGUAUGAUUUUUUCAUUGUAUCGCAGAAUGUAAAGCAAGGCACUGUAUCGCCGACAGCUUACAACGUGAUCGAGGACAGCACAGGCUUGAGUCCUGAUCACUUGCAAUUCAUAACUUAUAAGCUUUGCCACAUGUACUUUAACUUUAACGGUACCGUGAGGGUGCCCGCGCCUUGCCAGUACGCGCACAAGCUGGCUCUGUUUAUCUCUCAGACGCUGCGACAGCCCGCGCAUACAAACCUUCAGAGCCUUCUAUAUUUUCUGUGA